AUGAACAGCCACUCUAGGGUCAAGCAGUACGACUGCUCUGUGUGCUAUCAGGCUUUCACGUAUAAGGAGUCUCGCGAUAAGCACAUGAAGAAACACCAACAACAUCAGAAAUGUGGCGAGUGUGAUGAAGAAUUUCUGUAUGCAAAGACUCUUAAGAAGCACAUGAGGGGACACAGUGGUGAGAAGCCUUUCAAGUGUUCUGAAUGUCAGAAGGAAUUCAUGUUUCAUAACAAUCUUCAGACACACAUGGAAAGACACACCGCCCUAGCUAGACCACACCCAUGUCCGAAGUGUGACAGAGGAUUCUACUUCAAGAGUAAUCUGAAUAAACAUGUGCGGAAACACACCACCCCUAGACCUCACCCAUGUCCAAAGUGUGAUAGAGGAUUCUACUUCAAGAGUAAUCUGAACAAGCACAUGGAAGGACACACCGCCCCCUCACCCAUGCCCAAAGUGUGA
This is a messenger RNA of Strongylocentrotus purpuratus (purple sea urchin), 459 nucleotides long. RefSeq names its product protein krueppel-like. Gene Ontology annotation, molecular function: DNA-binding transcription factor activity; RNA polymerase II cis-regulatory region sequence-specific DNA binding. The transcript has a single exon. Bases 1 to 459 code for a protein of 152 amino acids. The record is from RefSeq and is a predicted model, not a curated record. Gene Ontology annotation, biological process: regulation of transcription by RNA polymerase II. Lineage: Eukaryota; Metazoa; Echinodermata; Echinoidea; Camarodonta; Strongylocentrotidae.